AUAUGCUCCCCACUGCAUGCUAGAAGGUGGAGACUGGACAUGCAGAGGGUACCUAAUUAAAAGCACUAAACUUGGGAAUAAAAAAUGUCAGUCACAGGUUUUUUUAUGUACCCUGAAGUUUGUACAUUCACUCAAAAUGUUCAGUCUCCAGUGACCUUCUUAUAUACAUGACAAAAUGGUAAAGGAAAUACUGGUCUGUUGAGUGAUGAAUCUCACCAUCCUCCAGCAUGGCUAAGAAACCUCUCAGCAAAGUUGCUUGGGGACAAUAAAAUAAAUAGUUAAAUAUAUUCCUUAUUAUUUUGAGCUUUUAUCCCAUACUUUGUAAGCUUCCAGUAUUUACAGAAGCUGAUAGUAAUUAAUUCUCCCUCAGAGCUGGUGCCAUGCGUUAGUUCAGAUCUGGCUCAGUUGUUCUGGGCAGUGUGUUAAAUCCUAGUCAGAUGAGAAGCUCAGUGCUUCCUACUUGUGCCUGAAGGGCCAGCAGAUUAAAGAGUUGUGUUUAGGGACAAGGUCUUCUGGUUUCACACACUGUUUAAUUUUAUUAACUCCACUCUUCAAUCUAUAAUCAAUGGAAUGCAGUAAGCAAACUAUUACAGGAUCAUGGACAGUGGGAGACUUGACAGCAAAUCACAAGCUUGUUAAAGUUUGCAAGGGAAAUCUAAUCCAGCCUAAUACUAAGAAUGGAGUGCCAGCUUCUGCUGAAAGGUCCUAGAAGCCCCAGCAAGCUGCCCAGCUGGACACUGUUUCUGGCUGUUUGUGCUGUCGGAAUUGGAGGGACAUUUCAAUAUGGAUAUAAUGUUUCCAUUAUCAAUGCACCCACUGUGCACAUCCACAAAUUCCUAAAUGAAACUUGGAGCAGUCGCUAUCAGACAGAACUGAAUCCAAGCUUGCUGACUCUCCUCUGGUCUGUCAUUGCUUCCAUAUUUUCCCUUGGAGGUCUGUGUGGAGCUCACAUUGGAGGCAGCGUGGCGAUUAGACUAGGCAGAAAAGGAGCUCUUCUGGUGAACAAUUUCAUAGCGAUACUGGCCUCCAUUUUAAUGGGGAUCAGUUUUCCAACAGGAUUGUUUGAGUUAUUGAUGGUUGGCAGGUUUUUGAUUGGCGUAAACACAGGUAUUGGCAUCUGUGUGCAACCACUCUAUAUAGGGGAGGUUGCCCCAAAACAUCUCCGAGGUGCUAUGGCCAUGGGCAGUUCCAUAUUUUUGACUGGAGGAAUUCUGACAGGACAAAUAAUUGGUCUAAGGGAAUUACUUGGUGGAGAAAAGUAUUGGCCUUUCUUGCUCUCCAGCAGCUGUUUCCCUGCAUUAGCCCAACUAUUCUUUCUCCCUUGGUUUCCUGAAAGUCCCAGGUAUCUUCUUAUUGACAGAGGGGAUGAGAUGAAAUGCACCAAGGCUUUGAAGCGUUUUCAUGGGCCCUUGCACUAUCACGAGGAGAUGGAAGAUAUAGAGAGAGAACGUUUUGCCUUAAACGGGGAGAAACCCAAGAAACCAUGGCAACUAUUUGGUGAUCGCAGUGUAAAGUGGCAGCUCAUUACGGUGAUUGUGAUGACUAUGGGCCAGCAGCUCAGUGGGAUAAAUGCUAUUUACUUCUAUGCAAGUUACAUUUUUAAACAAGCUGGGAUCCCUGCAGAAAAAAUUCCAUACGUUACUCUGGGCACGGGAGCUUGUGAAUGCCUUACAGCCCUCACUUGCGGUUUGCUGAUUGACUACAUGGGAAGAAGACUGCUCAUCAUUGGAGGAUACACCCUGAUGAGCUUUUGGUGCAUAGUGUUAACAUUCUCCCUGACGUAUCAGGAGCUGUACCCCUGGGUGCCUUAUUUGAGCAUGGCAUCUAUAUUUGCUUUCAUCCUGAGCUUUGGGUUAGGUCCAGGUGGUAUAACAAAUACAUUGACUGCUGAAUUAUUUACCCAGUCUUCACGUCCUGCUGCUUACAUGAUAGGAGGAUCUGUUAGUUGGCUGAGUUUCUUCACAAUAGGAAUGCUCUUCCCCUUUAUAGUGAAUGGACUGAAGCAGUAUUGCUUUGUGGUGUUUUUACUGGAAAGCUUAUUGGUUGCCAGUUUCCUCUUCUUUGUCAUUCCUGAGACAAAAAACAAAUCUUUUCUGGAAAUCAAACAAGAAUUUCAACACCUUAAUUUCAGAGGAAGAAUCAAAGAGAAGGAAGCAGAACUAUAAUGUGAAAGAAGGCAGCUCUGCAAUUAAUUUCAGAGUGCACUUCACAUCUCACAGGUGUAAGGCAGCCACAUUAAUGGAAAUUAUACACAUAUGAUCCCAUAUAGUAUAUAAAAAUGUUAAGAACUGUAUUCAAAGGCAGCUUAUUAUAUCAUUAGGUGAAACUUAUUUAAAAGGUAGACUAAUCUUGCUGGAAUGUCAAAAUACUGUAUUUUAUGUACACAUACAGUAGUGCCUACGAAAAAGACUCAAUUCAAUAAAAAUGUUGAGACAUUUGGCUAAUGUACACAUGCAGAAACAGUGCUGAUUACCUGCUCUCAUGGGAGUACAGACUUCAUUGGGGGAUUGCUCCAAACAUUCAAUGUGAAUCCAUGGCAUGCCUCAUACUCUCACCAUAUCAGGUGUCAAUAUGAAGAAUUUAGGAGACAGCGAUGGGGUUGGAGCAUCACUUCUUGAAAUAA
Chelonia mydas (Green sea turtle) is the source of this 2623-nucleotide messenger RNA. Its product is annotated as solute carrier family 2, facilitated glucose transporter member 11. NCBI's taxonomy places the organism in Eukaryota, Metazoa, Chordata, Testudines, Cheloniidae. Gene Ontology annotation, cellular component: membrane. The coding region runs from base 678 to 2165 and encodes 495 amino acids. The record is from RefSeq and is a predicted model, not a curated record. Gene Ontology annotation, biological process: monosaccharide transmembrane transport. Gene Ontology annotation, molecular function: hexose transmembrane transporter activity. The transcript has 13 exons.